UCGUCAACCGGAUGGGCCCGUGUCGUCCCAACACGACCCGUCCCUCUCCUUCCCCCACUCCCCUCCUCACCGGCCGGCACACACCCCCUGAUCCCUUCCAACCACCCAGACAUAGACGAGCGGCGGCCGGAGCAGGCUACCUAGCUAGUGGACAUGACGCGGCGGGGGCGGGUGGAGCUGCGGCGGAUCGAGGACCGGACGAGCCGCCAGGUGCGCUUCUCCAAGCGCCGCUCGGGGCUCUUCAAGAAGGCCUUCGAGCUCUCCCUCCUCUGCGACGCCGAGGUCGCGCUGCUCGUCUUCUCCCCCGCCGGCAAGCUCUACGAGUACGCCUCCACCAGGUGCAUGCUCCCCCACUCGCUUUUGUUUGUCCGCUCCAAUUACUUACUCCUCUGCUAGCACUAGAAUUCACCCAAUAGUUUGCUAGGAAUAGGAUCGCUCGAUUUGCUCCGAUACCCCCUUAGCGUAGCUUCUCUUCUCGUAAUGGUGAACGGCGGCUGCUCUCCUCUCUGUGCGCGCACCCCAUGUGUUCGAGACAAUCUCCCACAGGCAUACCACCCUGCUCUCUUCCCGUAAUGGUGAAGCAAGUAGCAGUCUAGGAUCUUGGAUUCUACUGUAACUCUGUAUAGCGCCAAUACAUGAGCAUAAGCUCUGUUUUCUAAUUUUUAGAUUGGCGUUUUGCUUCCAGAAGAAAGGGUGGUGCUCCGGGGAAGCUUCUCUAAUAUCCCGUGAACAGCCUCUUUCUGUUGCAGUAUUGCGCGUAGCAUGGGAAACAACUAGGACACU
Lolium rigidum is the source of this 783-nucleotide messenger RNA. Its product is annotated as MADS-box transcription factor 51-like. Gene Ontology annotation, molecular function: DNA-binding transcription factor activity, RNA polymerase II-specific; RNA polymerase II cis-regulatory region sequence-specific DNA binding; protein dimerization activity. Lineage: Eukaryota; Viridiplantae; Streptophyta; Magnoliopsida; Poales; Poaceae. The transcript has a single exon. Gene Ontology annotation, biological process: positive regulation of transcription by RNA polymerase II. The coding region runs from base 154 to 396 and encodes 80 amino acids. The record is from RefSeq and is a predicted model, not a curated record.